UGAGAGCGGCGCGAGGAAGCCAGUAGUGAAGUGCGCACGGCUGAUCCUGGGCUGUCAGUACUGGUGUCCCCGCCUCUUCCACCGCAGGAACCUCCACAUCAGCCCAAGUCCUUAUCACCACACGAUCUCCUAUGAAGAUUUGUGUGUGCACUGAAAAUGCGAAUCAAGAGAGGGAUUAAUUGUCACUCUAUCGUUGACUUGCAAGCACGUUAGAAGUACUUACCAUUGCCUGUGCCAAGCGAGGCGGUGCCAGGCGAGGGGGAAAUAAGUAGCCUCCAGGACAAGAUUCGGAGCCAUACUUGCCUGACGUGGGGUACGAGGCGCGAUGGGGAAGCGCGUCCUCAGUCUCCUCAUCCUCGGGGUGGUGGUGCCUCUUGCCCAUGAAUACCAGAUACCCAAGGAUACGGCUGUUACUUAUGAGAGGCCAAUGUCACUCUCACCAUCGUCACCACCACCACCACACCAUCAAUCGCAGCCACCACCAUUCUUACAACCACAACAACAAAUACCAGCACAACUUGGCCCCAACCCUCCAAUACCCACCUCCGUCGGCCAUUACCUUGGAAACCACCAACAGAUAGACCCGUGUGCCCGUGACGAGGUGCUGGUGCGCGGCACGUGUCACCGCCUGCUCACGCGCGGCCCUUGUGCCCCGGACGAGUAUGUGUUGCUGGAUCCCGCCGACCAUAAAGGCUUCUGCGCUGCACGACUCUGCGCGCCCGACAGGAUCUUUGUCUUCAGCGACCAGCUCUGUCACGAUCCCCUCAAUUCCAUGAUGUGUCCGCCGGGCCGACAGCUGUACCAGACGGCCUACGGGACGCCGCUGUGCCAGUGCCCGGAUGGAACUUAUGAGGCAGACGACGAUCUAGACGAUGACGUGUGCCAACCUCUUCUAGGCACGUCCAUCUCGUGCCCGUCCGGACAGGUCCUGUGGUUUAGGGAUUUCACGCGGCCCCCAGAGUGCUUGCCGGACCCCUGCGGCGGCAAGAAUCUUCGUCGAGGUCCCAACGACUUGCCUUUCGUCCCCUCAGCUGAGGAUGGCAAGUGCUACCAGCUGGGUCAGACGCACGGCGUGUGUCCCGCUCAGACGUGGUAUUCCCUGGCGCUGCAAACCCUAAGGGGCGUGUGCGUCAGCGUUGAGGAUGCGGGCUACGAGGUGUUCGACGAGGCCACCAUGUCCUACUUGACACAACUCUACGGUCCCCUCAUUUCCAGGGAGAUUGCAGCACCCUCUCCCUCUCCAUCACCCGCUCCUGCCCCAGCACCAACAUCAGCCCUUUCCCCAGCCCCAGGUCCAACUUUUACCCCAACACUCACCCAGCAAACCCCAUUACCGCCACAGUCUCACCUUGAGCAGCAGCAUUUGUUUGCUGGGAGUCAAGGAUCGUCUGGUGGAAGAGAAGCGCGGCAUGAGCCUGGAAGAGCCACCACCAGCCAGGCAGACACUCAGGACAGUUUGUUCUCUGGCCAGCAAAUGCCAAAAAAAGUUACAGAUCUAGAUACAUAUGGCCAAGGAUACACCGAGCAUGCAAGACCCCGCCAGGAAGAGCCAGGUCGCGCUGUCCAACACCAUAUAGAGCAACAAGCUCAUGGUCAGGAAGGUUCUCUCCCUAGUCGUAAGAAAGGCAUUGCACGUGGCCAGGAAAAUCUAGCUAACUUAGCGUCCCCCACCAUGACUCCAGAUGAUAAUGGAACGUCAUUGCGGGAAUCACCACAACAAGCGGUGAUCCAGUCUGCCAACGAGCCACCCUCAGAACACUUCCACGCUCAUUCUCCUCACAUUACUUCCAAACUUUCCCACUCCUUCUCUUCUCCCACCUACUAUUCCCUCCCACAAAAGACUGUCUCCCAGCCCUCUUCUGCCUUCCCCUCUCACUCACAGCAACAACCCGAUCACUACAUGUUCCCACAUCAACAUCAUGAGCCCCUUCCUGCUCAGUCCUCCUCCUCUUCCCUUCCCUUCCCCUCAGUUCCGGCUUUCUCCUCCCAUUACUCCGACCCGGAACAUCAUGCUUCUCCCUCCCAGGCACCCCCCACCCAUUCCUCAGUCAUUCCCAACCUCCCAAAAGACACCCGGCCCUCUAACUACUACAGUCAGCCGUCAUCGACAAGUCAUCAUCUUCCACAAGCUUCUCCAGCCCUCAGCCCUCGCCUGGCACUUCACCAACCCCCUAGGCACGCUACUUCUCACUCAACUCUUCUCAUACCAGCUAGCUUCGAACGACAGCAGCUGUCUCUUGAAACGUUUGGCGCUCCCAACGGCAAGGUGGUGAUGAAUCAACAAUUUGCUCCACAAGGGAGUCCAACGUCACGCGCCCCAAGCAGUCACGCCUCAGCAGUGGACGCCAGCGGACACCAGAAUUCGUUCAACGGGUCUACCACAUGGGAACCGAAAGAAAGGCAGCACCAUUCUUUGCCUCACCAGCAGCAACAACAACAGCACCAGCAGCAUCACCACCACAGAGGGCGUCGCUCAACGCUGCCUCAUGCUUCCCCCGGCAAUGUGAUCCAGCCGCUCCUCACCGCCUGUCGUGCCGGAGCUCAGCGCGACGUGAAUGCAAAGUGUCGCGAAAUAGUGUUGCCUGCCAAGUUGGAGGGCGCAAGAGACGUAAAGGCAGCGCCACCUGUGCCUCCGCGACCCUCUUGUCCGGAGGGCCAGGCGUACAACAGCAAGAGGAAAUGUGUAUCCGUCAACGAGGCCAUCAACUCCGUCAAUGCCUUCAACCUGGGAUGUCCGGUCUCCUGUCUCCCUCCUCCCUCCACACCCCUGCCCCACGCUCCACGCCGCCUUGCUUUUCUCUUAUUUCAUUAGCUGCGUGACGUGACAUGACGUGACGCGACGGCCAACAAGCUGUGGGCGUCCCGCGAACCCGUCAAGAUAGGCAGUAGGACUCCUCUUUGUAGAUCAAAUUUUGCUAAACUCUACAAAACAUUUUAAAUUAUACUUCCGGAAAUCCUGUGUUUUUCUAUAUUCCUUACUAACUCAUAUACUAAGUUAGUUCAUGAGUUAGGUUACUUGCCACAAUACAACCACCAAGUUAUUUACCACAACACAACCACCCAAUUGAAUCUGAGCCUCUUGAAACAGUGAACUGGUGAGUGAUAUGUCAAACUUUUGAAUUUUGUAAAUUCGUAAAAAAAAAAAAAAAAAAAAAAUCACACUAUUAGUAUAAUAGUGUAAUAAGAGCGAGUUGACAUAUUAUUACAGACUUAAAAUAAAUACAAAUAUUAAAAAGAAGAAGAUAAUAACGGGCAGAGUGUGUCAGAGUUUACCAGUGAGAUGUGGAAGGAAUAUAAAUACUGUUUCACUCUUUCAUUAAUAAAGUGUUGGUGCGUCAAGAAAGUGGAUAGAGCCAAGUCAUAGACACUGCUGCCUAACUAAUUUUCACUCAUUCCCCUGUACUAGGAAAUAUAUAAGCUUCUUCUUUUAGUACUGUGUAAAGGUGGUGGCCAAGGAAACAUGAUUGUAGAGAACUGCUGCCGUAUAUUAAUAUAAUAAAACUGUACAAUAUAAAUAAAGUGAAGUUGCUAAGACCCGCACGUCCAACCCCCAGGCUGGCUGUACGAGGACUCCUGGUUGCUGGGACUGCCGGUUCAGGUCAGGGCCGGAGUUGGGGUCCGGAAGAGAAAGGGGUGAGGGUUGACCUCACUCCCACGUGGUGAUAGCCGAGGCAACCGGAGGCUGGGUCAGGUUCCAAGGGACUGGAGAAUGUAAUGCAGAGGCGGGUGAAGCGUCCCACCACAUCGCUCGGCCACCCUUCUCGCGGCGUCCUCGCAGCGAACAAAGCACAUGGGGUGAUGCAAGCAUAUUAAAGCACAUAACUCACAUCAUAAAGACGCGCUUAUCUGUGUAAGACACGUGAUCUACACACCACAGUUAAUCGUAAGGCUCACAGAACAAUGACGCCAGAACAGUGGGUAUGCACUGGCGAAUCACAAAACUCACAUAGCCGUGAUGUCAGAAGAGAGAGCACAGUGGCCAAUCACAAAACUCACAUAGCUGUGAUGUCAGCACAGCGAAUCACAGGCCAAGAAAAAC
This is a messenger RNA of Scylla paramamosain (green mud crab), 4039 nucleotides long. RefSeq lists its product as uncharacterized. The coding region runs from base 326 to 2812 and encodes 828 amino acids. The transcript has 10 exons. The record is from RefSeq and is a predicted model, not a curated record. Lineage: Eukaryota; Metazoa; Arthropoda; Malacostraca; Decapoda; Portunidae.